GUUUAUCGUUUACUACAAAUACUGCAGCUUUAUAAGUGCACGAUCGAUGCGGUGACGACAUUGUCAUUUUGAAAUUCGGAGCCACAGUAUCGCAGUGUCAUCAGUAAAACAAUUAAGUGCAGAAGAAGUUCGCGAGGACGAAAUGAAGGCUUUCAAAAUAUCAGUUUAUUUAGGCCUCUGGAGCGCUAUUUCUCUCGCAAGAUCCAAUCGAAUCCCACUCUUGAAUCAAUCAGGCAUUCCGCCGGAGAACGACAAAUUCGAUGUCGCCGUGGAGCAAUCGGACAAAGCGAGUGAUUACAAAGUCUGUAGAACAGAAGAGUGCAAAAAAAUCGCCGAUGAGUUUCUCAGCAGCAUGAACCGAACGGCAGAUCCGUGCGACAAUUUUUACGAUUUCGUUUGCGGUGGGUGGACUGAAGAUCUCAUCCCAGAAGGCUCACAGCGUUGGGAUCGCUCUAAGAUGUUCCAAAAGCUCGCCUUGCGUCGCAUUCGUCAAAUUAUGGAAACUGAGCCCGAGCCUACUGACAUUUUGCCAGUGAGACAAGCUAAAAAAUUUUACCGAUCGUGCAUGGAUACGGAAACUCGGGACCGCAGAGGGAUAAAACCCAUAGAAACGAUUUUAUUGCGAAGAGGCGGAUGGCCCAUAGCUAAGGACGAAGAAGAGGGGGACUCGAAUGAACGGAAUUGGCAGGAAGUGGCCGAUAGUUACGUGCGCUUGACAGGUUCUCACGUUUUCUAUCGUAUUACGGUUGCGGAUGCAGUGAAAGGUGCAACAUCGAGCGAAAUUAAUAUCGAGCCUCAAAAUCUACCGCUUGCCGAGUAUGUGCCAUUGGAAUACAGAAAUUAUCGUAGCAGUUAUAACGAGAAAUACAAGGACCUUGUCGCCGGAGUCGCUCGAAUGUUUAUCGAGGAUAGUCGAGCUGAUGUAUCGACGGGGAAAUUGUUCAAAGACGCAAAUGAUAUAGUCGAGUUCGAAAAGCAGAUUCACGAGCUUACAGAAAAUGGAGAUGCCGAAGAAAUGACUUUGCAGGAGUUCGACAAAUGGUACAAACAAAAGCUGACUGAAACGAAUGUGGAUGAAAAGCGAAUAAUGGAUUGGCAAUCGUCGAUGCAGAGUAUCCUCGAUAUUGCGAACCUCAAAGUUGAUCCUUCGGGGGCUGCGUACUUGCCUAAUCUUAAUUACAUCGCGGGGCUAGGAAAGCUGUUAGAAAAAACUCCCACGCGAACGAUUGUCAACUACAUACACUGGCAUUUUGUCGCAAAUAUGCUGAGGCACACGAGCGAGGAUGCGAUGAAAAACUUGCAGGCAUUUUUGAUGGAAGCACGUGGUAUGGAAGAAAGGCCUCCGCGCUGGGAAGAGUGCAUUGGUGAUACGAUAAUGAGUCAUGUAAACGUGUACGUAUUCGUAGGAAAGUAUUUAGAGGAAGAAACCGAGAGUGCAGUUACCAAAAUGGCUGAAAACAUACGAAGAGAGAUGAAUAAAGAAAUCGAAGAGGCAACGUGGCUCGACGAAAAAUCCAGAAGCAUCAUUAAAGAGAAGCUCAGAGACAUUAAGAUCCUAAUCGGUUCUCCAGACUGGUACAAAGAUAAAAAAAAGGUUAUCGAGUUCUAUAGAGGGUGGAUUAUUGGUAAUGAAUAUUUUGAGAAUACAUUGAAUUCUAUGAGGUUCACAAAUAAAAAGUUGUUGAGCAGCUACACGUACGCGACCACAACUACAAAAGAGAGUGAGCUAUGGUCGAUGCUUCCGACAAUAGUAAAUGCUCAAUAUCUUCCUUCAGAAAAUGAGAUCAACGUUCCGGCGGCAAUAAUCCAACCUCCUCUUUUCACGCCACACAUUCCCGACAACGUAAAGUACGGAUCGAUCGGGGCCGCGAUGGGUCACGAAAUCGGUCAUGCAUUCGACAACUCAGGUAUUCGGUAUGGAAAUACAUCGAAACUUUCUGUAUCAGCAUGGAAAUACUACUACGAGAGAGCCGAGUGUUUUGUCGAUCAAUUUAACAAAUAUUACGAACACUCAGUAUCCGCAGAAGCGACAAAAACGAUGCAGCAGGCGGUGCGGUCCGCUAGAGAAAAGUCUGAGCAUACGCUGGCAGAGAAUAUUGCUGAUACCGUUGGAAUCCAGGCUGCUUUUGAGGCAUAUAAAAAACUGGAGAAAUCGGGAAGAAGUGUGCGGCUCGAAGGACUGGAAGACUUUACGGACGAUCAACUUUUCUUCGUUUCUUUUGCUGCGUCAUGGUGUACGAUAGGAACACCGGAGUACGAAGAGAAAGAGAAAAAAUCCGAUGACGAACACAGUCCUCCUAACUUGAGAGUCAUCGCUUCCGUUUCCAACACGAAAGGCUUCGCCGAAGCUUUCAAAUGUCCUGCUGGCAGUCCGAUGAAUCCGGAUACCAAGUGCAGCGUUUGGGAAGAAUUGACGCCAGAGCCUGAGAAACCAGCCUGCAUCCAGAAAGGACCGAGUCGCUGAGCUGUAGCGAGACCAAAACAUCGCUUUGAUUCUGCAUGGGAUUCCCAUUGCAGAUUUAUUGUGUAGCGUGUUCUAUUGUAUCUGUAAACAACCAAUGUAUAUAUCACACCAACGUAUUAA
Molecule: messenger RNA, 2584 nt
Organism: Venturia canescens
Lineage: Eukaryota; Metazoa; Arthropoda; Insecta; Hymenoptera; Ichneumonidae
Product: neprilysin-11-like
Exons: 18
Coding region: 143-2464 (773 amino acids)
Biological process (GO): protein processing
Cellular component (GO): plasma membrane
Molecular function (GO): metalloendopeptidase activity
Source: RefSeq, a predicted model, not a curated record